AUGCAUAUGCCUCAUCAAGAACCUCUGAUGUCGGAGUGGGCGAAAGCGUGUCAAGCACCAAGACCUCCCAGAAUAGAGGCGGCUGGUGGGAGACACGUUGAGGACACGCGCCGCGCUCGUGCUCGAUAUUAUACAACCCAAGGGAUUGGUCGUGUCUUCUCACCGGCGGGUCACGGCGGUCGUAUCAGCUGUGGCCUUCCACGUCAUGUCUGGGGGGUGUGA
Messenger RNA from Nezara viridula (southern green stink bug), 222 nucleotides. NCBI's taxonomy places the organism in Eukaryota, Metazoa, Arthropoda, Insecta, Hemiptera, Pentatomidae. The record is from the annotation of a GenBank genome assembly.